This is a messenger RNA of Dromaius novaehollandiae (emu), 6089 nucleotides long. RefSeq names its product synaptonemal complex protein 2 like (gene SYCP2L). Gene Ontology annotation, biological process: meiotic nuclear division; mitotic G1 phase. Gene Ontology annotation, cellular component: lateral element; condensed chromosome, centromeric region. The record is from RefSeq and is a predicted model, not a curated record. The transcript is spliced from 34 exons. Bases 1487 to 4099 code for a protein of 870 amino acids. NCBI's taxonomy places the organism in Eukaryota, Metazoa, Chordata, Aves, Casuariiformes, Dromaiidae.
GGUCCGCGGAAACCCGCGGUUGGGGAGCGCGGAGGGGACCCCGAAAGCUCGGCUGGGAAACGCGGGAGCAAAACCAGCCCUUUCCCAGGGACUGGCUCGAGUCACUUCUAACUGACGCUUUUAAGGGGAAGGGAUUUCAGAAAAUAAACGAACUGCUUCAAGAGAAAGAAAUUGAACCUCUCCAAAAAUACAGCGAAUCUCUCUUUAACCAGCUUGACAAAGCAUUGAGAAAGGAGCUGGACAAGAAUGAAUUCCAGAAUGUUUCAGUGCUGUUGAGGUGCAUUCAGCUCUACUUUAAAAGUGACCUUCAGGAAGGGGAAAGCUUAUUUAUUGAGCAAGGACUGGUGCAAAAGAUGAGUAUAAUACAGUCUUUGAGUUACUAAUGUAAUUUUAAGGUUGCUUGUAUCAGGGGGAAAAUACUCAAAGGGAGCAGCACUAGAGUAUGACUUUUUGGCCAUGCAGAAACAAAAUCGCUCUCUUUUUAAUGUAUGUCUUAAGCUUAGUGGAAAAAAAAAUAUUUUCUUUGCAUUGCCUUCAGUACAAAAGCUAACAUCAUGAUUACGCUUAUCAUCGAACUUCAUGUUCGUGGGUUUUUUAAGCUGCUAAUGGGAGCAAGGAGAGGAUGAGUUUAAAUGAGUCCCAACUGUGAAAUAACAUAAAAUUUCUAAAUCUAUUUUACAUGCUGCAGCAAAAAUACAGUUUUAGUAAUAAAAUUCAUGGGAAGUUUGGUAUGCUUCUGCAAUUUUAUAAGCUAACAUACUCUUAUGAGGGUCUGUUAUCAGAUAACUGGUGCAAUAAGUAUAUUUAACCUGUAACUGUACUUUAUCUUCUCGCUGGCACUAUACUGAUUUCAGUUGAUAUUGGUUGUAGUAGAGAAAUGCACUUGUGUCUGAGAUGGAUAAUACUCAGAUUAACCUAGGAAGGAACAGUUAGCAGGGGCUCUCUGUUAGUGGCACUGUGCCAAGGACUCCUCAGUCCUAGGUGUUAACACUACUUUGUAAAUGCACUUUUCCAGGGAUGCUGUUGCUCAAAACUGCCCUGCAGGGAGCAGCAAUAAAGUCCCCCCACCUGAGCAGGGUGUGGGGUACAGGAGCUCCUGGCAGCACAGAUCUGUCAUGAGCUGUAGGUGUGUUGAGCCACUUCGUGUAACAUUUAUGAAUAUGUGUCUAAUAACACAUUCAUAAACCAGACUAUGUGAAAGCUUGACAAAUCUCUUACACUUUCUUGGACUUUUAAUUGAUCUCCUCAAGAAAGCUCCAGCCACGGCAAUGACACCAGCACAACCUGUCACAGCAGAGGCGGUGGGGGCCAGGAGAGUGGGGUGGAGGAGGAGGACGAGGACGGGCUGGGGAGGCAGAGGAAGAAGAGCUGCCACCUGGGUGAGGGGUUGGGGGUUUCACCUGCCACUGGCAGCCUUUGAGCCUUGUAAUGCCUUCGGCACAGUACAGCACUGCCAAGGUCAGGGAUUGAAAAAUCUCAUGUGUGCAUGAGGCCUGCUGAAGGUAUACUUAGGAUUAUUAACACUUCUUGUUCAGUUUUAACUGAUUAUUUCAAUUUUUACAUGGUGUCUUGGUUUGAAAGAACAAGAGCGUUUGUGAUCCUCAUAGACCCAAAUGAAAACAGAUUUUUGAUGAUACUUCUUGAAGACUUCUUUGACUGUGCAUUGGUGAUUUGCAAGUGCAGCAAUGAAGGGAAGAAAGAGCUGGUGAAUUUAUUUCUACCUGAACUAGGGCAUCUUGUGACAGAAGCAAAUGUUUGCUGCGCCCUGCGGCAGGAGGCUUUGAGGACUCUUAACUCUAUACUCGACAGCGUACCGCGAGAGGAGAGAAAGAAGUUUCCCCUGUCCGAAGAGAUGUGCUCGCUCACGAAAGAUCUUGCAAAAAGUAUUCUGGAGGUUGGUGACUAUGACCUUCAGGUUGCCCUUUCAGAAGCACUUUGUAGGCUAAUGACAAAAAAAUGGAGGGAUGACCUUGUUCACCACUGGUUUGAAGAUAAUUAUCUUGCUGAAGCUUUCAAAGAGAUCAAGGAUAGAGAAUUUGAGACGGACUGCAGAAGAUUUCUUAAUCAACUAAAUGAAAGGCUUGGGAAUGAAAGAAGAGUCUAUUCAUUUCCUUGCAUAUCUGCUUUUGCUGACAUGAAUGAGGUGAAGAAGCCCUCGGAUGAGAAGCUGGAGGAGUUCUGGAUUGAUUUCAAUGCCGGCAGUCAGAGUGUGACUUUCUACGUAGACAGUAGUGAGGGUGCUCUGUGGGACUCCGUGAGGCUGUCAAAAGAAGCAGUCAGUAGUUACAGCCUGAAGGAGGAGGGUGGAGGAAAAACUGUUAAAAUUUACAUGAAGAUUCCUGCUAUUCUCAACAAAAAUGAAGCAACAAAAAUCAAAAUAUCCUUUAGUGCCAAGUUUGAGAUCUUAGAUGUGCUCAGAAAAGUCCUGGGAGAUGAAAAAAUGAUGAUAAAUGUGGCUGAAGAGGAGCCCAUCCAUGCUGGAGAGCAAGCCAGGCAGAAUGAAGCAGUAAUACCUGAGUCCAAUAAUCUACAGAGGAAGAGAAAUCCUUCAAACUCUGAAAACACAGACUCCCUCUCGGACAUCAUAGUCUCUCAGCACAGUGAGCAGUUGAUGGACACCAAAACGGUUACCUCUGUCACCAUGAUUACAGUGAGCCAGCAGACUGACUUGGAGGAUGCUAACCCAGGCCCAGCAAAAAAAUCCAAAACUCCAUCUCCAAAGAUGAAAGCUAAGCCUAGUGAGAAGCCCCUAGAAGAAGAGCCCAUAGAGGAAUUGAAACUGAAGGAUGAUGCUUGGGAAAAGAGAAACAGAAAAUCAAGUUUGGUCAAGCAGAAGACUGAAGCCAGGAAGGAUUCCUAUGACUUUGAAAACUCGGACUCUGCAAGCCAUGAAAAGAUUGCUGAAGCCAAAGGAAAGGUCCUUGGACGGAAACCUUCCUCACAAAAUCAGAGCAGGGGUCGGGAAACCGAAAAUAAGACUCGGGACUCGAGCAAACUCGAGAGAAGGCAGUCUGAUUACAGGAAACAUCUUUUCUCUGAAAGUAACAGUGAAAAUGCAAGCACUGGCCAGAGUGAAAAAAGCUGGAUCCUUGACUCUCAGAAGCGGUCGGUGCCAAGAUCCGUUGAUUACACCCGAAAAAGGCCUAGGGUCAGAAGUAAAUUAAAAGUACUUCCAGUGUCUUCUGCAAGUAGUGGCAGCGAUUACCAGACAAAGAAAUUGGAAGUUCCAAGGCCAAGAGCUCAGAAGGAAACGCUGAAGAAAAAAGGCACAGCCAAGGCCAAGGGAGAUGAUUUACCUGCUGUGGAAGUUGCUGAUGAAACACACACGGAGCUAGAAGGGGAUCCAGUAUUUAGCGCCUCUGCUGAGGACUAUUCCAAUAUUGAAGAGAAGCCAACACAGAAGUUUCCUAAUGCAUCUGGCAAAUCUUCAAGAGAAGAAGAAAUGUUUAAGCGUAAGAACUCAGAUAUGUUAGCUGGCACUGUCUUGAAAAGGCCUAAACUUUCCAGUUGGGAAACAAGUCACUUGUCCUCUGACACUUCCUAUAAACCAAGGAGACUUUUUAAUUCAAUAGAGGAAGAAAAGGAGACCAAAACAGGCCAGAAAAUGGAUGAAAUGGAUGACAUGUUUUUUUCCAAGAUACUGAGCGAAGAUGUCAGUGAUUCAGGGGUUAUUACUGCAUUUGAAAGCUUUACCAGCCAACUAAAGAAACUGUUCUGGUCCAGGUACAAAAGGAUGGAGACUUGUGCGCAGAAUGCGCUGAGGACUUCUGAGAAGAAUGUGUCGGCCUUAUUAAAUCAGAUACAUGAGUGCAGGCUGAAUAAGCUGGAAACCUUCCAAAAGAUUGUUGUUGAAGAGCUUGCCAGUCUUGAGAAGGAAACUCAAGUCUUAGCAAACCUGGAGAAGGAUGCAGUGGACUUCUGGAAUGCACAGGCCCUCAAACUGAAUUCUUUCUGCAACCAGCAAAAGCAACGAAUUCAGUCUGUUGACUCAGCCCUGGGUGAAACAGCAAAGAGUUUUGUUGAAACUAUCCAGAAUACAACGUAUGAACGCCCAGUGGAGAAGGCAGCAGAAAACGUGUUCAUUGUUCCUUCUGACUAAUCAGUCCCUGAAUUCAUAAAAGCUCUAAACAGCAUUCGAAUGUCUUAUGUGGCCGAGAGAAGAACUUUGGGUCCUGUGGAGGAUAUGUUAUUAUAUUUUAGAGGGAAAGAAAAAUGGAGGGAAAAUGCCAUUAAGCCUUUUUUGUUGUUAAAAACUAUGUGCUGCCAGAGUGGUCCAGUUUUGACCUUCCUGCAAAUUGGAAGAUAGGUCUACUAAAUACCAGCAAAAAAAAAAAAAAAAAAAAAAAAGGGGGGUGGGUGGGAAACUAAACAUGGUUUAGCCAACACAUUGAUUCAUAGUAGCUUUCUUUGACUAGUCCAUCAGUGCCUUUAUGAAUUGUAAAAGCAUUGAGUGAUUGAUUGUAAGUAAAACAUUGUUUGCAUAGGAUAACAAGCUCCUUGUCUUCUGAGUUGAUGUACAUUGCAAGCCUGUGAAAAGUACUUCUUAGAGUCCUUUGUACCUUGGGCGGGCUGUGCUGCUGGGGUUGUGUGCAUGCAACCUGGGAACUGCUGGUUUGAAAUCUGAGCUGCUCUGUUCUGCAUUGCAGAAAUCAAAGCACAAGCAGAGGGAGCUACUGGAUAUCAGCCUGUUUGUGUCAAAUGGGUGCCUGGUGGCAAAAUGCAGUGAAGGCGAUGGAGGGCAAGAAACUUGGAGCACUACAGAGAAAACAGCAAGCAAAGCUGGAGAAAUUGUUUCUGAAACUGGUGGCUUCAAGGAGAGCUCAAAGUACAGUGAACAAUAUUAGGGUUAGAUAAGCAUCAAAGGUUCCUUGAAAAUGAGCAGAAGAUAAACAGUGCUAUUUAAUAUCAACCUCUGUUAGAAGAGAGUUCUCUGAAUUACAGUUGCUCUUCACAGACCAUCUUUAGUGCUGUGGCAGUCUCACUGUGUGCUAGUGCAUCUUCAUGAAUUUGUGGGAACAUGGCACAUUUCCAAGUGCUCUGUUUUUAUCCACUUAUCUUACAAAACAGACCUCAAAUUAUUGUGCGGGUUGGAAUCAAAGGAAUAAUUCCCUCUACACAAUGUACUUUCAUAACAAAAGCCCAGUUUUGCCAGUGUUUAUUUCACCCCGGAGUAUCUUUUGGGGAGCUGAAACUGUUUCUGCUCACAAAGACAUGUAGUGUCAGAACAGAGAACAGCAAAAAAUCUGUUGUCAUGACUUAAUCACUUUCUGCAGAUCACGCUUUUUCCUUGAUAAUUUAAGUAGCCCUGACUGGAGCUGGCACAAGUAAGGGACUCCACCUUCAUCUACAUCAAGGGCUGGUAGGCUUUUUUGUUCUUCGUUGAUUAAAAAGGAAAGACCUCUUCAUCUUCACCUUUCCCAAAGCUCCAGACAAGUUAGUCUGCUCUCUGCUACUUACACAUGGAAGAUUGAAGCUGCAGUUUCAUAUCCAGUAACCUGUGUUCAUUUCUUUGAGGGUUGGCCAUCGUGACCUAACUGUAAUGCAUCUUCCCAUUGCUGCUCAAAGUCUUUCCACUAGCCAUUUGAAUCUAGUUAAACUCAGCCAGCACAGCUGUUUUUUUUUUCCCCCCUCUCUCCAGGUGAAACUUUAAUAUCCAAAACCAGCUCUGCUUAUGCAUGGUAAAGGUGUGCCACUUGUGUAUAUUUUUGCAGGCUGGUAAUGGAGUUUUCAGCAUGCUUUGUGUCCCAUUGGUGUGGUAUUAUGCUAUCACUGAUCAGCAACAUCUUUAAUCAAAGUAGGCAUCAGUCUGGGUGAUCAGAGCAUCUCUUCAUAUUGCCUGCCUGUAUCAGGUCCAGAACUGAUAACCAUUUGAGGGUUUUACUACCUGAGUCAUAGUGUGAGACCCAGUGCCUACGAGUAUGGUAAGGGCUUGAACUGCUCUAUUGCUUGCUCUUGUAACCCAGAGCUCACAUUAGUAUAUGUAAGAGGGCACUUUGUGUAUAUAUUGCUCCCAGCCGUAAGUACUAGGACCAGCCUUCCAAAAGCUCCUGAGCAAAUACCACAGCCUAUAUUUCUUCCCCCCCCACCCC